AUGUCGGACCGACCCGGUCGAAAGAAACAGUUGUUCCGGUUGUGGUUUCCAGCUUGGAGAAGCCCAUCUCAAGCUUCAAAGCAACCAAAACCUCCUUCAAUUACUCCCCAAUUGCCACCAACUUCUUCUCUAUCCUCACCCCAAAUCGAUGAAGAUCAAACCCAAUUGCAAUCAACAUUGCCAUCUCCAUCAAGCGGGUUAGCAAAGGUUCCCUCCUCCACAAGCUCGGAAAGAAGAGAAUUGCUUCCACAAGCUGAACUACCAAGCGCUAAAGAUGAUUCAGAUGAACUUGCUAAUGAAUUGGGUAAGCCUGAGACUCAGUUCACAUUAGCAUCGUUGCCACAUGAAGAGAGAACCAAAACAGAAUUUGAGUCAAAACAACUUACAGAAACUGAAACUAGUAGAAUCGAACCCACCAUAGAUCAGUUAAGUGAGGAAAUUAAUAGGCAGGAAAUAGAUAUGGAUCCUCAGAAAGAUCUUGAAUCUCAGUUCGAAAAGAUCCAAGAAGAAAAACCUGAAGUAGAUUUAGAAGCUAAACAACUUCAGCAGGACAAGAGUCCGAUAAAAAUUUCUGAACCUAAAGAAAUAACAAAAGAAAUUCAUUCCGAAGGAGUUGAAAAACCUGAGGAAGUCAGUGAAGAGCCAAAGAAGGUAAGCAAGCCCAAGCUCUUAAUCAAAGUAUCUGAUUUGAAGUCACAAGGUAGAAUGAUAGAAGAAGAAAAACCAGAAGAAUCAAUAAAUGGUGCCUUGAUAGAAACAAAAAGAGGAAAUUCCACCAUGAAAGAAAAGAAGAUUACCAUUUCCACUAUGCCAAAUUCUUCUUCCCAUACUAUAGGACAAACGCAGAAAGAGCUGAAAGAUGGACUUUCUAGAAUGAUUCAAAAGUUGAGCAUUGGACACCAAAAUAAGUUAGGAAAUGAACAAGGUGUGAAUAUUAUAACAUUAGCAAGUGAAAACCAGGGGGCAAGUAUGUUCAUUGGCUAUGAAGUUCAGCCGGGGAAAAAGGUAGGGAGGAGUAAUGAAACGAGGGAAGAAAAUUACCAUAAUGUAAAAGGAAACCAAUCAAUCGUUGCUAGUAUUAACAGUAAUGUGCAAGGCAUUAAUAGUUCAAUCCUGGAUGAAACAAACUAUAGUGAGAAAAACCCCGGUGUUCAUAUGACUAUCUCCACCAAACCAAUUACACCUGUGAGCUUUACAGCGAAAACUGAAUCUCAAAAGGCUAUUUCCAGUAUUACCUCACCACAGAAGCUAACUUAUGAGCCCAAUAUCAGAAGGCGAUGCCUCAGAGGUCUCUUUCUUGAGUCAAGUGAAGACGAUGUGAAGAAUCCACAAAAGCCACGCCGUCAUGGUUGCCGGUUCUCCUGUGAUGAUAAAAGGAAAGGUAAGAUAGAAGACAUUGGACCUUCAAGGAAGACAUAAGUUGGCUAAUUUAGCAUAUUUAAAUGUCCUAGCUCACUGGU
Messenger RNA from Dendrobium catenatum, 1460 nucleotides. RefSeq names its product muscle M-line assembly protein unc-89. The record is from RefSeq and is a predicted model, not a curated record. Lineage: Eukaryota; Viridiplantae; Streptophyta; Magnoliopsida; Asparagales; Orchidaceae. The coding region runs from base 1 to 1419 and encodes 472 amino acids. The transcript has a single exon.